Messenger RNA from Ostreobium quekettii, 2094 nucleotides. NCBI's taxonomy places the organism in Eukaryota, Viridiplantae, Chlorophyta, Ulvophyceae, Bryopsidales, Ostreobiaceae. The record is from the annotation of a GenBank genome assembly.
AUGGGCACCGAGGUGGUCUCAGGGGUCAACCGCGGCUGGUGCGGCGACCACGCCGACUCGCGCGACUUCUUGAUGCGCUGCCUGGAGCUGGCCGAGAUCGAGGACGACAUAAUCGAGGACAUCGCGGACGCGUGCGAGGUGACGGGCUACUGCCCGGCGGCCCUCGCCGGCGACGGGGUCGUGCUGGAGGCCGUGGCGGAGAAGCUGUUCCUCACGGAGCAGGAAGCGGCCACGCUGAUAGAGGUGUGCAGGGCAGAGGUGCCCAAGGCGGGCGGGGGGGCGGCCAGCAGGAAGGCGCUCUCCGGGAUCGAGCCCCUGGGCAAGGACUGGGACGUGUUGGGCGACGGCGUGGGCGGGCUGGACAAGGUCGGGAAGGCCGGGGCGCCGGCGAAAGGGCCGGCCGGCGGCUGGCAAGGUGCGGUCAAGCCCAGCCAGGGAGCGGCGCGAGGCGGGGACUCCAUGGCCGCGCGCUUCUUCCCGAUCAACAGAUUCAUAGAGUCGAAGGCGCCGCCAUUUCAGACCUCCCCGCCCCAAUUCAGCAAGCCCGGCUGGGCGGGCGCCAACCUGUCGGGCGGCCUGAGGCCCUUCGGCGUGAAGGGGCCGAAUGUGGAUGAGCCCAAGGGGGACGCAUCUCAGCCCUACGCCAUGUCCGCCAAGCUCAUGUCCUGGAAGCGCGACUGCGGCGCCACCUCUGGCGCUGGCCAGCUCCAGGGGGUGGGCCCCGCCAAGGGCGGGGACCCCGACGCCGAGCGGGACACCCCGGGCGGCUGGCCGGGAUCCGGCGGGCCGGAGGGCCUCAAGGCCUUUAAGCCGCCCGGGGGGGACGUCGGAGGGGCCGAUGGGGUUGACGACUCGGCAGGGGAUGCAAAGCAGGUGUACACGUUCAGGAGCCAGGGCAAACCGGACGCCGAGGAGGGGCGGUUGUGGAAGCGCGGGGCGUCCCAGCCGGCCAGCUUCUUCUCCCUGCCGGCCAAUGGCGACGGGCUGGUGGGCCGCCAGGCCGCCGCCCCGCUGAGCCCCGACUCGUCCGGAUCCGACUCCGACGAGGCUGGCGCGGCGGGUCGCUCACCGCCCGCGCGCAAGUUUACGCAGGGGGCGAGCUUCGCGAGCGGCAGGCCGGCGCAGCGCCAGUCCGCGUCGCGGAGGCUGAGCAACUGCGGCCUGCGGCUGUCCAGGCCGCGCGUGCCGAGGCUGAAGCUGCCCCAGGUGUGCAGCCCCGUGAGGGCAGAGGGGGGCAGGUGCCCGGGAUCUCAUUUGGCGUCUUCCGAUGAGUCGGUGGACACGAUGGUGACGGGAUCCGCCAGGAGCCAGAGCACCGCGGCCAGCGGGCAGGGGUCGGGCGAGAUGCCGCGGAGGGGGGUGGCCCAUGGCAAGGGGGGGAACCUGAUGUACCCGUGGGGGGACGGCGGCGUGGAGCCCUGCGUGCGGGGCGCGACGUGGGAUCCCGGGCACGGCGGGGCCAAGGGGGGGAGGAAGGGCAGGCCCGGGCCCAGGAGGUCGCCGUCCAUGGAUAGCAGGCGGUCCAGCGACUCGGCGUGCACCUGGCGGACGACGUCGGAGGGACCACCAAACCUAGCAAGGCUCAGCAUUGGCUCAUCGCAGAGCAGCAUUGUGAUGGGAUCACUCCCCAGAAGCAGUAGACCAUGUUCUGCAUCGUUCAUGAUGCCCACAACGGCAUCAAAGGCGCGAGAAGAGGCCAGAGGGACAGUGACUCCAAGCCCCACAGCUUUCCUCAGGCCAGAAGCCAAGGAAGUCAGUCGUCGAGGUUCGCGACGUGGUGCCCACCCCUUCAAGCCGCUCCAGCACCGUCGAACCGUGAGUGCGAUGAGUCAGCUUACUGUCCCAAAGGGCCCCAACCUGUCCACGGAGGCUCGCACUCCAAAGCCGGCAGAGGGACCUAAACAGCGGCUGUAUGGGUGUGACACACCAGGAAGGUGCCCACGCGUGCGGAGCAGCCCGCGAAUUGAUGACACGCCAGGGAGGGUUCUGCGUGUGAGAAGCAGCCCGCGAAUUGACGACACGCCGGGGAGGGUUCCGCGUGUGAGAAGCAGUCCACGAAUCGAGACGUCGCCAGCUGGCUCCUGGAAGUUUUGA